AUGGCCUUGCUCGAUGCCAAGAGGCUACUCAGGUUAGCUUAUCACUACCCGAGACUACAGAAUACUUGGUACUUGAUUGCAACUGCGGCUUUACUCGAGUUGAAUCUUGUUGAGGAAAUACCGGCAAUAUUACAUUUUGCACUUCGACAACAAUUGCUUGAAUUCAGCAGUGACGAAGACAGAGUCGUCAAUAAUGAAUACAUGAUAAAAUUGGCAAAUGACUCUAUUGAAUCGAGCAGGAGAUCCAUCAAGCUCAAUUCGAUUGGUGUCAAAGUCCCAGAUGUAUUGAUCCCUGGCACUUACUACAAACUUAUUCCUUUAAACUACAAGUACACCCGCGGGGAAGACAUACAGAGGAAACAACAGUUUAUUGUAAAGGCAAUGUGUGAGGUUAUUUUAAAGUUGAGUGCUCUUUGUGGACUUCCAAAAGCAAUCAAUGGAUUAACCGUCUUGAAAGCAGCUACGCCCGCGAGGUUUGCACAGAUAAGUACUGCGAGACCCAAUGAGAUCAAGACCACACAAGAUGCUUCCAACGCUAAAAACACAAUCGAUGGACCUAUUUCUUCCGUCUCGAUUGAUACCGCUAGAGUAAAGUCUAAUCUACUCAGAGGUUCAUCAUUUUGGAACACAAUUUUUUCAAACAAAAUCAACCAGAGAAUCAGAAAUCAAAUGGUUGACGCGUACCCAGACUUGUGGUACUAUACAUACCAGCAUAUAUACUCGCCCUUGUUGAGUUACACUGAUAUAUUGACGGCGAAAAAGACGUCUUUGGUUAUGAUUGCAUGUUUAAUACCCCAACAUGUGGAGCCGCAAUUGAAGGGACAUUUGACCGGGGCCAUAAACAAUGGGGCCUCAAGGGGAGAGAUUCUGAGUACCAAAGAGCUAGUUUCGGAGAUUUGUCUGUGGCAAGAGGUGCCAAUUGCAGAGAACGUUGUUGCCAAACUUUGA
Molecule: messenger RNA, 948 nt
Organism: Lodderomyces theae
Lineage: Eukaryota; Fungi; Ascomycota; Pichiomycetes; Serinales; Debaryomycetaceae
Product: carboxymuconolactone decarboxylase family protein
Exons: 1
Coding region: 1-948 (315 amino acids)
Source: RefSeq, a predicted model, not a curated record